GAUGGUCUGGGUAACGGGGGCUAUAAUUUUACGACAUACUAUUAGACUUUGCGACUUUUGUUUUAUGAUGUAAACAAAUAAGUCGUAAAAUUACAAAUGGCUUCUGAAAGGCUUUGUUCAUUCAUCUAGAUUGAUACAAAAUAAAUAAUUUUAAACAAAAAAUACAAAAGCUAGCUAACGUUUAGACAUGGGAAAUAAAGUCACAACAUUUACUGAUGAUCAAUUGGAGGCAUAUCAGGAUUGUACCUUCUUCACACGUAAAGAAAUCCUCAGAGUGUUUAAAAGAUAUCAGGAGUUGGCACCAGAUCUGAUUCCUUUUAAUAUGACAGGUGAUGAAAGUCGUAAAAUCAAAAUGCCAGUUGAUGUGAUAGAAGGCAUGGCAGAAUUAUAUGAGAAUCCAUUUAAGACUCGAGUCUGUGAAGUAUUUUCUGAAGAUGGAAGUGGUAACAUGUCUUUUGAUGAUUUUCUGGACAUGUUUUCUGUGUUUAGUGAAGCUGCUCCAAGAGAUAUUAAAACUGCCUAUGGCUUCAGAAUAUACGAUUUUGAUGGUGAUAAUUAUUUAAGUAGACCUGAUCUAGAGAAAACUUUAACAAGUUUAACUCAGGAUGAAUUAACUGCUGAAGAAGUCGCAUUUGUUGUUGAUAAGGUUUUAGAAGAAGCAGAUUUAGAUGAUGAUGGUAUGCUGUCUUACAUUGAAUUUGAACAUGUCAUAUCUAGAGCUCCUGAUUUUCUGAAUACAUUCCAUAUUCGAAUUUAGAAAUCCUUUCAGCUGUGUUUAUUACAGAACUGUCCAUAGCUACCCUCACGUUAAACUGAAAAUUAUAUUAAAUUUUUUAAAAUGAGUUUUGGAGGAUUCUGCAAAUAUUUUUUUUUAUGUAUAUAAGAAUUCCAGAUUAGUAUUAAAUGGAUACUGUAACGAAAUAUCAAUAUAUUAAUACAAAUAUAAUGACUUUUUUCGUCUCAUUUUGAACCAAUUUAUUUGUAAUUAUUGUCAUAUCUGUAGUCAACUUUUAUUUUUAAAAUAUUAAAUUGGAAACCAUAUUAAGGUUCUACUUUUCUGCACCAACCAGGCUAAUGAAGACAGGACCGGUACAUAAGGAUCAGAUAAUUGAUAUGUUCUUGUUUAAAUCUAGUCUAUUGUUUAAUUUAUAAUUAUGUAACAUUAUUAAUCUACUGUGUUGUUUUAUCAUAAAUAAAUCUUAUGUGAAUGUCUUAAUAAAAAGAUAAUCCUUUAUAAUAUUAUAUCAGUCUUAUUAAAAUACAGAUUUUGCUGUAGGAUUUUAGUUCUCUUUCUUCUCAACUUUAUUAUACAUCCACAUUGUUGUCGGUCUGGCGUCCACAAGCAAUUGUGGACGCUCUAGAGGCUAUGUUAAUAUCCGAUUGACUUCAAAUUUAUACACAGUGUUUAAAGGGGAAGACCAACUAUUUUCAACAAGGUUUCCAUAAAUCUUAGAUAUAUAUUGAUAAAUAACCCUCUCUAUAACACAAGCAAAAAAGUUUUUAUAAGCAUAUAGUAAGAAUACAGAUUUGGCAUAAGUUUGCUGCCGUAUUUUGUUCACUCAUUGUCGUUUGGAUGAGAAUCCGACCAAUGGUACCCUUUAUUUGAAUAUUAUAAAUAUGGAAUUAUGUUUUUUUUUAACGUUUAAUUUAUAAAUCCUUGUGGACCAAUUCACGUCAUAGGGCUAAUUGUUUACAUCACAUGGUUUGUUUGACACCCAGAAAGUUAGAAAUAUUUCGUUUGCUUGAAUGUUUUUUAUUUCAACGGCACAUAUAUAUAUUCAAAUAAAUAUAUAAAUUUCCAAAGUAUGUCAACGUCAGACACCAAUUUAUUGGAAUAUAAGAUAUCUCUUCUAUGGGUCUACAUUAAUGCCGUAUACACAUUCGAGCACAGCCAUUCUUAAGAGGAAAUGAAAGAAUAAAAAGGAAAAGUCGUUCACCUUGACAUUAUGUGCCGUAAUACACUAUAUUAUAUGUCAGGGGGGUUGGGUGGCUGAAUGGUUAGCACGUGCGCGCUGUACCAUAAAGUCUGUCAUUGAGUCAACUGGCGUGGUUUCGAAUCCCCGGUUGUACGUGGCAAGGAGGAGGGUCGCCUGUCCAACCUCGUGGGUUUUCUCCGGGUCCUCCGGUUUCCUCCCACUGCUAAAGACCCCUACGCGCAAGCGAAUUAUUGAAGUAAAAUUAAACCAUGUGUUAGUCCCGAAAUGACCUAGUUUGUGUCAAGUGGACGUUAAACCCCAGUUUAAAUAAAAAUUAAUUUCUCGCUUACAAAAACAUUUUUGCUUGUUUUACAGAGAUGAUAUAUGAAUAUAUAUUUAAGAUUUAUGGAAACCAUGUUGAAAAUUGUUGGUCUUCCCCUUUAAGGUCAUGGGACGAAGAAGCCUAUUGAUUUUCGGUGAUUUCUGAUAAUUACUUCCGGAUGUUCUAGAGGUUUAAGUGAAUAUCUGAUUGACUUUAAAUUUAUACACAGUGUUUAAGGUCAUGAGACGAAGAAUCCCAUUGAUUAUCAAUGAUUUCCAAUAAUUACUGCCAGGGUUAUGGCCCUUGGUCACUUAGAAAAAUAUUGUGACACUCUACUAAGAGGCUAAAGUUAAUAUCUGAUUGACUUUAAAUUUAUACACAGUGUUUGAGGUUAUGUAACGAAGAAGCCUAUUGAUUUUUGAUAAUUACUGCCAGAGUUGUGGCCCUUGAUUACUUGAGAAGUCUUGAGGAAGCGCUAGGUGACUAAAGUUAAUAUAAAUUUAUACACAGUGUUUAAGAUCAUGAGACAAAUUCUAAUGAUUUCUGAUAAUUAUUUAAUUGCUCGUUAUCAGAUUUAGUGCCCGGACGACUUGACUACUCUGGGCGUUUGUUUCAUUGCCUGGCAACCUAUCUUCUUUAUCUGGCAACAUUUUUUAGUGGUUUGUGUCUGUACUAUUCCUUACCAAUUAAAUAUACUAUAUGAGGAUACAUUUAUCAGGUGUAAACUGGAAUGAUUAUAUCAAAUCCCUUUGUAAUGUCAUGAUAUUACACAGAAGUUGUACAGUAUAGGUAAUAAAGUUCUGUUGAUUUUUGGGUUGUCAUAAUAAGGGGAACACAUUUUAUGAAUAUGUCCAUUGUGUUUCCUAUUAAAGCUACACCUUAAGGCAUUAUAUACUUCAUUCGGGUUUUUUUUUAUGCAUCUAAGUUUUUUAUUCUAGCUUAAAUAUUUUUUGCAAUAUGUGAAAUUUAUCUAUAAUUAUUUUUAUCAAAAUCGAUACAACCUUUCUUGAGAAAUAAUGAGGUCACAAUGUAAUAAGGUAUAUAUAAUACCUGUAACUUGCUUAUUGUCUGUACUAUUCUAAUAUAGCCAGAUCGAGACUAUUUGUGGCAAGUAAAUAUUGUUAGAUCAGUAUUUUAGUGAUAAUGUUAAUUUAAUGAUUCUUUUAUUCUUAUGUUUAUUUUGGUUUGUUUGUUAUAUAAUCUAUUUUCAUAAAUCCCUGUACAUAAUUUUUGUUAUAAGUUAUUGCUAAUAAUUUAUUAUUUUUCUUUGUUAUUUGUUACUAUGGCUUACCUCUUCUUAUAAUAACUAUAAAUCAGCUGAAAAAAAUAUAAUUGUUUGCUUUGUUGAAAAUAAAAAAUCAACCCCAAAACAACAGAAAAGAAAAACAGGCAUAUCAUAGUAUAGCAUUGUGAUUUUGUCAGUCAGUAUUCAGGUCUAAGCUUUGAGGGUAAUGUGUUUCAGAUGUUCACAGAUUGUUUGUUACAAACGUAGCAGAGAGGUGCACCUAUUUUGAUAAUUUUUUAUAAUGUUGUGGUAUAUUUUCUUCGACUCUGUAGGUCCAUAAUUGCUGUGCAAACUCUACAGACUAUAUUUAUAUCAUUUUGAAAUUUAUAUUAUUAUGUUGUUUACAUUGGUGAGACAAAGAAGCCUAUUUUAUUGCAACAAUUUCCGUUAAUUACUGUUAGUGUUAUGGCCCUUGUUCCACUUUGUUGAACCUUGUGAAUGCUCUAAUCACAAAAGUCAUCAAUCAAUUUGUAUUAAAUUAGUACACAGAAGAUGCCAAUCGCAUUUCAACAAUUCCGUGUGGAGAGUCUAAUGGCAAAAGUUAUCAUCCGAUCGCAUGAAAUUUAUAUGCAAUGUUUAGAAUAAUAAAAGAAUCAUAUUGAG
Messenger RNA from Patella vulgata (common limpet), 4126 nucleotides. RefSeq names its product calcium and integrin-binding family member 3. The coding region runs from base 188 to 757 and encodes 189 amino acids. Gene Ontology annotation, molecular function: calcium ion binding. The record is from RefSeq and is a predicted model, not a curated record. NCBI's taxonomy places the organism in Eukaryota, Metazoa, Mollusca, Gastropoda, Patellidae. The transcript is spliced from 7 exons.